Molecule: messenger RNA, 522 nt
Organism: Closterium sp. Naga37s-1
Lineage: Eukaryota; Viridiplantae; Streptophyta; Zygnematophyceae; Desmidiales; Closteriaceae
Source: the annotation of a GenBank genome assembly
AUGUCGUCCAGCACUGCCAUCUCCCACGUCUCUGCGACCCUCGCGUCGCUGCGACUAGCUUCCACGAACGCACGUGUCCAGUCUUUCAGGCAAUCAUCUUUCGUGCGCUCUGCCGCGCUGAAGCAGCGCCUGGGCGCUAACGUUGCCGCUGGAUCGAGAAUCUCGGCGUGGUUCAAAUUCGGGAAGAAUGGCCUCGAUGCAGAGUCGUCGGGUAUCUACGGCAGUCAAGGUCGGGAUGACUUCGACAGAGACGACGUUGAACACUACUACAACUACAUGGGUAUGCUGGCUGUGGAGGGCACGUAUGACAAGAUGGAAAAGCUCCUGAACACAGGCAUUCACCCUGUGGACCUUCUCCUCAUGAUGGCUGCUUCUGAGGGUGAUAAGCCAAAAAUCCAGGAGUUGCUUCGUGCUGGUGCAAACGGCACUGUGAAAGAUAUGGACGGCAGGACUGCACUUGACAGGGCGUCUGAUGACGAGAUUAAGCAGCUUAUUGCUGAUGGUGCGAAGCAAGUUGCAUAA